Molecule: messenger RNA, 3460 nt
Organism: Oreochromis niloticus (Nile tilapia)
Lineage: Eukaryota; Metazoa; Chordata; Actinopteri; Cichliformes; Cichlidae
Gene: arv1
Product: ARV1 homolog, fatty acid homeostasis modulator
Exons: 5
Coding region: 68-787 (239 amino acids)
Biological process (GO): intracellular sterol transport; sphingolipid metabolic process; regulation of plasma membrane sterol distribution
Cellular component (GO): cortical endoplasmic reticulum; Golgi apparatus
Source: RefSeq, a predicted model, not a curated record
AAACAUUAUUACUACCGGUUUACUUCCGGGUACUAGCAUGCUACUCGUAGCUGUGUACAGAUGAAAGAUGGGAAAAGAUGAUUUUAGAUGUAUUGAAUGUAACGAAAAAGCAGCGGAACUCCACAGGGAUUACAGCAACGGGAUCCUGAAGAUAACAAUAUGUGAGUCCUGCCAGAAGCCAGUGGACAAGUACAUUGAAUAUGACCCAGUCAUCAUCCUCAUCGAUGCCAUUUUGUGCAAGACACAGGCUUUCAGGCACAUUUUGUUCAACACAAGACUAAAUAUCCACUGGAAGCUGUGUGUGUUUUGCCUGCUGUGUGAGGCCUACCUCAGGUGGUCCAUGCUCCAUGGCUCCGAGCAGAGCAGUGACCCUGCUGAUAUAAUCAGAUACACAAAGGAAUGGGAAUUCUACGGCAUGUUUGGAUUGGCUGCUCUUGAGCUGUCAGCUUUCUGUGGCGGAGUGCUGUGUUUCCUUUGGGUGGUGGUCUGCUGCCUGCAGGGUGGGACCAUGGAGCUCUGCCUGCUCCUCAGAGCCCUGCUGUUGUCGUGCUACGGCAAAGUCCUCCUCAUCCCCGCUGUCAUCUGGGAGCACGAUUACUCCCCGCUCUGCCUGGGCCUCAUCAAACUAUUUGUGCUCACCUCAAAUUCACAGGCGAUCAGAGUGAUCCUGAACAGCAGCAGACGUCUGUCGCUGAUGGCCGUUUGUGUAGGCCUGCUGUCGGAGACCUGCGUGGCUCAGGCUUGUAAGAAGCUUUCAUGGAGCAUCCAGGACAUGUUGACAUUUUAAUGAGAUGGAAGUGUCACCUGUCUCAGGGAGGAAUGAGUGACCACCAUCAUGGACUUUCUACACAUGGGAUUCAAGUUGAAGUUCCUUUCAACUGUUUUGCUUUUGCUGGCUGCUAAUGCCAGCCAUGUGUUCUGUGUUUAUUUAAAGGUAUGAAACACAUCUCCUCCUGUGUGCUAGAAACCUGACUGACGCUGCAUGAAAAAAGGCCAGAUCUGUGUUGAGUUUAUGUGAUACAACACGAGAGACUGAGAAUUUGUGCUCCCCGUAGAGGAAAAGAGACAUCUUCAUAUAGGAGGAAUGUUUUCAUUUGGUUUUAAUAUGGAUAACCUGGGGUUCAUCGUGCAAAAAAAGUCACAGAGGGAGACGAAUGUCACACAGACAUCUCCUCAUCCAAGCUCCUGUUAAACAUGCUCCAGUUCCUGAGCCACUCUUGAGGAAUGACACAAACACAGACCCCGAGGUUGUAAUUUGACAACAGCUACUUCUCUGUUUGUACACGCAGCAGUCCUCACAUUCCUGAGCUAAUUGGUGAACUGUUUGCCAAAAUUAACCUAAACACACAUAUGGGAAUGUAUAGGAACAGGGUGACUUUGCAGGUAUUUAUUGCAGCGUUACUGAUGAGAGAACUGCUCAUGUAGUUCCAACUAAGAUCCAGUAUUUUGUUUUGAUGACGUUAUUGGGAUUUUUGUCAUAAUUGACUAGUAUAGCAAAUAUUUUUAAUGGUGUUUUUUAAAUAGCUAUAUUGAAAAUGCCUUUCAUGUGAUGAUGUGAGUGAUCUGAUCAACACUCCAAUGUCCCCAAAUAAUCAUUUAAAAACAAUACUAGAAGCGAAUCUUACACUUUUGUGAGAACAGAGCCGGUGUAAUUGCAUUUUAAAAUAUGUGUCAUUGAAUUUAAAUGCACAAUGUUUGAAUCAUGUGGCUUUGACGCACAGAAUGUGAAAUCCUCAAAGAUUAAGCUGCAGGAGAUCGCUGCUAUCACAUGUGUGAUGUGAAAUGAUGAUAAAAACAUGUUGACCAGCUGCAGUUGGAACGCUCCACAAAACCUCCGCCUACUGUCGCUGGAAUGUGUCUGGAAAUAAACACAGACACAUUCCAGACACAUUGUGUGUUCUGUUGAUAAAUCAAUAGAACAAACUGUGAAAUCAGAUGGAGCACCUGUGAACUGAGUGGACUUUAUUCAGCACACUUGCCUACAGUGCGUAAACAUGGAUCUGAAGCUGGGAAAAGCCCUCUGCAAUCAGGCAUUCUUUAGAGAUCCAUCUGUGAGUGUGAGAUGAACGAUGCCUUCUUAUCAAAGUCACAGAUAAUGUGACAGAUAUUCAAUGAUGUAAGGUAAAGAUACGAUUACCACAAACAAAUAUAAUCAGUUUAAUAGCUGCAAAAUAGCUUUUCUCUCCUUUUCGUUUUAGUGCUGUUUGUGUUACUUUACUGAAAGCAGAAGAGGAGACACAACUCUUAGCUGUAUCAUAGACUGUAGAUAGAAGAUGGAUAUAGCCACAGGUUUGUUUGUACUGUGCAUUUUAAAGCUUUAACAUUUUGGGUACUAGUAAAAAAAAUUAGAGUUUCAUUCACCGUGGAUGGAGUGUAUGCCACAGCAAGCCAUAAAACUUAUUCUUCCACUUAAAAAAUUCAGCAGCUUUUUGUAACUUGAACUUUGAUUGUUUGUCAAUAUUAAGGCACAAGCUCCUGUGCUGACCUCACAAGGGGAACUGAAGGCUUAGUUAAAAUAAGGGGUACUGUUUCUUCUUUUUGUCUUAAAAUUCAGUUCAGCACCUAUAAAUUAAUAAUUGUUCAUUUCCAGCUAUUUCAAAGUACUGAGGACAUAUUUUCUCUCUUUGCCUCUCAAACAGUUAUUUAGUUCUUGCACAAAAUUCACAUGACAAAUGCAGAGAUUUAAAAUGUGUAAUUAUUAUGGGUUUAAAUGCACUGGCCAGGUGGAGUCUUUCUGUGGGCUGUUUGAUGUUCUUUCACCGUCUGCGUGGGUACCCUGUCUUCCCCCCACAGUCCACAGACAUGCAGUUAGUGGGGUUAGGUUAGGUGAUGAUUCUACAUUAGGUGUGAAUGGUGGUCUGUCUCUCUUUGUUACCCCUGUGACAGAGUGGCGACCCUUCCAUGGCUUAUCCCGCCUUUCGCCAAAUGAUAGCUGCGACAAUCUCCAGCUCAACCGCAACAUUAAACCCUUUAACAUUUGGCAGGCGCACAGAGUAUGCUCCUGUAAUAAAUCAUGGAGAAUAAACUUGCAGAGCGAGUUUGCCAAACUGUGCACAGGAAACAUCAUGCAGAUACUUUGGUUUUGUACUACAUGUUCUCUGGAGUGUUUGUCAUAUUGGGGUAUAAAAAGACAAAAUAUGCUGUAUUUCACCCAGAGUUUAAUGAGAUAUUUUCACUGUUCGUAUACGUGUUGCUUCUGCACGUGGGCGCUUGUUGUUACAAGCCUCUGAAUAGUUGGGAAGACAGCACACUGAUGUGGAAUGUUUUAAGUGUCCUCACCCAGGGUGGAUCUGUGCUUUAUGAAUGCUGCACCCUAUGCACUACGUCUGCCACGUAAGACAUUCACAAUGUAUCACCUGUCAGCCAGAUGAAUGUAAACACACUGUAGUCUAUACAUUAUUUGCAUGAAAACAGAAGCUCGGGCCUGCUUCUGCUUUCGCCUCAUGACCAAGGUUUGAUC